This is a messenger RNA of Fusarium redolens, 1470 nucleotides long. Its product is annotated as ATP-NAD kinase-like domain-containing protein. Gene Ontology annotation, biological process: sphingosine biosynthetic process. Bases 1 to 1470 code for a protein of 489 amino acids. The record is from RefSeq and is a predicted model, not a curated record. The transcript has a single exon. Gene Ontology annotation, cellular component: membrane; intracellular membrane-bounded organelle; cytoplasm. NCBI's taxonomy places the organism in Eukaryota, Fungi, Ascomycota, Sordariomycetes, Hypocreales, Nectriaceae.
AUGUCUACUGCCUUGGAAAAGACUCACUUAACCGAAGUGACAAUCGUCGAAAAUGUUUCUGUCACUGAAGAGAAUCUGACUUGGACUCACACCGAGACAUCCGAGAGUGCUUCACGCCAUGAGCUUGUCUUGGUUCAUGAAGUAACCAACUCUCAAUCAGGCUCCUCGCAAUAUCUACUCUUUAUCCUCAAGGAGGACCCGGAGAAGAAGGAAAUGCCCUUUCAACUCUCGAUACUGAAGACAAAGGAAAUACCAUCUGACCUUCGAAGUCUUACAGUGGCUGGAUUACCCACUCAUCUUAAGCGCAGCUCUAGCAACGAGCAUGGUGUCACAAACCAGGUGGAUAUUAUCGUCUCAAUAAAAUCGGGUAUAGGACUAGCAUCGAAAGUCUGGGAAGACGUGUUCCAUCCGCUUUGGACGUAUAUCGCAGGCGAUACAUCUGGCGAGUCGUCAUAUGGUCUCAUUCAUACAGGAAGCUCAGAGACCAUCCGGGAUUAUGCAAAGCAGCUGUGGAAUUCAAAUGAGCGUUCAAAAGUGAGGACCGUCGUGCUUUUGAGUGGAGAUGGUGGUGUCGUUGAUUUACUCAACGGCUCUGGUGGGAACGAGGUACCGGAGAAUCCACCUACAAUCGCGCUUCUGCCUCUGGGCACAGGAAACGCCCUUUUCCAUUCGACCCAUAAGCCACUCUACUCCGAACCUGGCCCAAGUCCACUAGUGCUUGGACUACGAACAUUGUUUCUCGGCGUCGGCGCCGAUCUUCCAGUGUUUCGAGCAUCAUUUUCAUCUGGAUCGCAUAUCGUCAAGUUCACGGACAAAUCCAAGGAGCAACCUUCAACCCCCGACCCAAAUCAGCUUCAGAAGCAGGAGACUUCCAUCACGCAUCUUCAGGGAGCUAUUGUAGCUAGCUAUGGCUUUCACGCAAGCCUUGUUCACGAGAGUGACACACCGGAAUAUCGUGUCCACGGCGAUAAGCGGUUUCAUAUGGUCGCUGAAGGGCUCCUCAAAGAAUCUCAUCCGUACGCUGCAAAAGUAUCUAUUCGACGUCGAUGCUCCACUACCUUUGAGGACAUUCCUCGUGAAUCGCAUGCCUAUGUGCUCACAGCUCUGGUGUCGAAUAUGGAGCGAAAGUUCGCCAUUUCCCCAGCCACUAAACCUUUGCAGUCACAGCUUAGACUUGUACAUUUCGGACCUAUUGGUGGCGAGCGGACGAUGAGUGUCAUGAUGAAGGCGUAUGAUGAGGGUAGUCAUGUUGGUAUGCAGUGGCCCGAUGGAGAAAAAGUUGGUUACGAUGAAGUUGACGAAGUCAAAAUUUCGGUUCUGGAGAAAGAUGAGAGGUGGCGGAAGGUGUGCAUCGACGGGACUAUCGUUGAGAUACCUGAAGGUGGAAGUAUGAGUAUCAAGAUGCUUGAUCAUAGUCUCUUCAAGAUUCUGGCAAGCCCUGUUGUUUUAGAGAGCCGUGAAAAGGCCUGA